GUUCUAUCUCAUUUACGCGCUCUUGUAUCAAUUCUGUUGGCAUUCAAGUCAUUCUAAUAACUUUCGAUCAAAGUAGUGUACAUAUAUAGCGAGAUAAGAGUUGAACGAAAAUCACAAAUUUUGUCGACUCCGCGGAAUAUGUAGUAAAUAAAAGUAAGCAAUGUAUGGCAAAGACGAGAGCCUAGAAAUUGAAUCGACAAUGGAAAAAUCGGAAUGUCAACAAAAGGAUAAUUCGAUCACCGAGUACUUCGAUUUGACGAAGGACUCGAAAUCGCCAACGAAAAAGAUGCGUCUCGAAAAUGAAGAAACUUAUGGUCGUCGGAAUCAACGUUCUUCAAGUCAAUCAAAGCAUGAAAGCCGCAUUGGAAAGAAGUUUCGCAAACGUUUGCAGAGUGUAAUCAGUAGCGUUAAGUGGACUGAAUUCAAAGAAAAGAAAAAGUAUUCAAGACGUUCGUCGAGCGAUAAGUCGGAAGAUGACGAUCGUGACUACCGUCGAAGACGCAGAAGCAAAAAAAGUUCAUCAGGUAAAUACUACCGAAGUCGAAGUCGCAGUCGAAGCCCAUCCAGACGGGAUAUGGACCGUGAAUAUUACCGCAGAAGAAGUGAAAGACGUGAAUCAGUUGAGAGAUAUCGCCGAAGUCAUUCUGAUGAAGAAAGAGAUGAUCAUACUGAACAACCCAGCGCAUCCAGACAAAGAAGAAUGGACAGUAGACGUAGUUGCUCCUACCAUAGAGAUGUCAAAUAUUCCAGACAAUCGAAGACUCACAAAUAUUCGAAUGAACAAGUCGUUAAAACCGAGCUCUUGGAGAGAUUCGAAGACAGCAAUGAAAAUGAUUCACACUGGUGCACGGAGCCAGAGUCUGUGCCAGAAAGUCGUGUCGCUGCAUCAGUUUUCGACCAGCUCAGAAAGAAAAUUCAGUCAACUUUGCAGCGCUCGUCGCAUCGGAACAAAAGUGUGACACAUGCCGGUCGAGAUUCGACCAGUCACCAUAACGUGCAGGAAUGGCAAGACAGUUUUGAUUUAGACGGUGAACCUUCAAAUGAGUCAUCGAAUUUACGACAAAUUGAUGACAAAACCGAAGUUCAACGAGAGAACGUAACUGACAAUCUGCAAGUCCUGGAAAAUGAUUCGAACAAACUGGCGAUGGACGUACAAAGACAAAAAAUUAAAUUUACUUUCACUAAAUCAUUGAAGACCGAUACGCAAGUGAGCAGCGUUUUCAAUGAAGCCUCAAACGAUAAUUUGACGGAUGCUCGAUCGAAACUGAGUAAUUUAUUACGGUCAGCAUUGAACGACAGAGACGAUCAAAAUGAUUGUAAUGAGGCCGUUAGUGAAACACCACCUGUCCAGGAACAUUCGGCAAUCGAUGAAGACUCGAUUGAUCAGGAGAUUAUCCAAAAAAUAGUUUCGCAAACACAAGUCCAUACAUCAUCAUCGUACGAAUUAUCCGUAGACGUUCCGGUCGGCUUUGAUUCGGUUGCAGCAGUCAAUUUGUUGGAGAACGAACUAUCGUCAGAGUCUCAUCGGUAUAGUGCAACGACGCACGUAAACAGCAGCGCCACGCAACUGGUACGCAACAAUCAAUAUUCACCGAGAGACGCUCAACCGUUCACUGGAACACCAAUUGUUUAUACCACCACCACGCAGGGAGUAGGCUCCAAUUAUUCGAGUUUACUGACGACUCGUUUCAAUUUGCCAGUUCCUUCAACGAAAUUCUUGCCAGUGGUUCCAUUCCGAAACGCAGCACUUCACCGUGAAAACCCUUUUGAGCACAACCCGUUCAAGACUGAAUUUGAUAGCAACGAUUGGACAUCUCAUUGUCCGUCGAUGUAUCGUGUUGAAACGAAGAACUCGCCCAUGACUUAUGGUGAACAUAAAAAUCGGCUAGCGUCGAGAGAAUUAUUGGGGAACUACAAAAUUCCGAAAAAAACGACGAAAGUAAAUUGUUCUACGGCACCUGUAUCCAAGAUGUCAGUCGUGGGUCACUUAGAUAACUAUGACCUGCCGAUGUCUGCUCAACGGAACGAAAAAUUGAAUACUCAAGUCAAGAUACAGGAUAAGAAACCAACUGCGAAAAAUACCGCAUCACACCCGGCUACUAAUGCGUCAAACAAAGAAAAUACGAGAAAAGUAUCGGCGAACUUCAAAAUUCCGAAAACGAAUCGGUCGUCAGCAAAUGCAUCCAACAAGUCAGUCGUUGAACCCAUCAAAGUCAUCGAAAAGAAUAAUAAAAACCGUGCUAAACACAACACACCAUUCAUGAAAUCGCAGUCACAUGGAACUAAAGAACCUAUGCUGAAUGCCAUCAAAAAUGGUUCCGAUAAUAUCGACAAUAAUAUGCGACCUAUAUCAAUAUCAUCCAGCUCGUCAGUCGACGAAUCGUCUUCCCAUGGAACUCCAGAAACGAUCGAAAAUGACGACUGGGAUAACUAUCGCCGACCGAUAUCACCACCGUUGAACGUUGAUGCAAAUAUUCUAGCUGCUAAGAACUCAACUGAGAUCGGUUCUGCAACGGAUCGGGCUACUAAUGUGUCUAAACAAGAUAAUGCGAUGGAAUCUUUGAAGGGCUGGAUGCAAACCAAUGAAUUUGCAACAUUAGUUGACCUAAUGCAACAGUUGGCUCAGCAUAAGAACCUCGAGAAAUUAAAGGAUGCUCUUGCGAACAAAAAUGACUGCCCCAGAAACGUACAGCAUGGAGAAGGUUCGAGCACCGCUUCGUUGGCCGUCACAACCACUGUUGGAUCGAAUGGAAAUACUAGCAACCGGAAUGGGAGUAUUCCUAAAUUCAAAAACAUUGACACAACCUGGCACAGUCUGCGAAAAGUUUUGGAGUGUCAAGAGUGUGACAAACCAGUUGGCAAUUCUUUAGUGAGCCAUUACGUCAAUCUGCAUCCAAAUUGUGAGAUAAUAACCAGUCGCCUUGCUCCGGAAGCGGCGGAAAGUUUACGAUCAGGCGUCUACGAUUCGAACAUUGUCGUUUCGAAACCAGAAAACUCAUCCUCUUACCACUACAAACAAUUUUGUUACUUUUGCAACGUUUACCGUUGUUACCAUAAAUUGUUUUGGAUCAAUCAUAUGGCGCGUCACACGGGUUACUACAGUUUGAAAUGCAACCAUUGCUCAAGAAAGUUUGCCUGCGGACCUCUAAAGACAAAGUGUGUCGAGAAGAGAAAUUACGAGGCCAUUCCACAGCCUCAAUUCAAAAAACGUCAUCUGUUGGCAUACGUGUGUCACCUCUGCAAUUUUGUUCGAUUUCACCAGCACGAAAUCGAAAUGCACUUGACUAACGAGCAUGGUGAAAUGAAAGACUCGAAAAAGUUCAAAGAAGUGACGUUCCUGAGCUUUCCGGAUGCAGAAGGAAAGUAUGAAAGAAAAAAGCCGACCAAAAAGUAUGCGAAAAGAAAGCCCAAGCCUGUGGACGAAUUUUUAGCAAAUUUAACUGAUGUGGACGAUGCGACUGAUUUGAAGGAUGAAAUUGAUUCGGAGAAUGAAAUCGAUUCCUUUAGUGAGGAUUCCGAAGGUGAAGAUGACAGUGACUGGUCCAAGUUGGGUAUUCGGGAUGAUGAAGGAGAGGACAGUUUUUUAGAAACUAGUUCGGACAGUGACUUUGUAUGAUCAAACUUUUCUUUUCACUGAUUUUAUUUCUAAAGAUCAUUAUAUUUGUUCGUUGAGAACGAAGACUACUAAGACGUAGAUUGUCUACUCUGAAUAAUAAAAUUCCUUUUUUCCUUCUUUUUUUCUCAAUUUGACCUCCAGCAUUUAAGUGUAACUUUAAAAUCAAUAAAGAACACUUUGUUACCA
Messenger RNA from Bradysia coprophila, 3802 nucleotides. RefSeq lists its product as uncharacterized. NCBI's taxonomy places the organism in Eukaryota, Metazoa, Arthropoda, Insecta, Diptera, Sciaridae. The record is from RefSeq and is a predicted model, not a curated record.